Molecule: messenger RNA, 621 nt
Organism: Poecilia latipinna (sailfin molly)
Lineage: Eukaryota; Metazoa; Chordata; Actinopteri; Cyprinodontiformes; Poeciliidae
Gene: dpm2
Product: dolichyl-phosphate mannosyltransferase subunit 2, regulatory
Exons: 4
Coding region: 114-365 (83 amino acids)
Biological process (GO): dolichol phosphate mannose biosynthetic process; GPI anchor biosynthetic process
Cellular component (GO): endoplasmic reticulum membrane; dolichol-phosphate-mannose synthase complex
Molecular function (GO): enzyme regulator activity
Source: RefSeq, a predicted model, not a curated record
CACAAUACAACCGUUAGGGGGCGACAGAGACCUGAGCACUUCCGGUAGGUUUAGGAGAAGAAGUAAGAAGCCGGAAGCAUCGACAAAUAAUCCUUCACUACGUGUCUGUAAACAUGGCUACCGGAGCGGAUCAGGCGGUCGGGAUGAGUCUGGUUCUGUUCAGCCUGCUGCUCUUCUCGUAUUACACCGUCUGGGUCAUUGUUCUGCCGUUCGUCGACGGACGCCACGUCCUUCACAGAUACUUCCUUCCUCGGGAAUAUUCGGUCAUCCUGCCUGGAGUCGCUGCGGUGCUGCUGCUGCUCUGCGUAGGAACCUUCACCGCCGUCAUCCUGUGGAAAAACCGCAAACCAAAGAAAACCGACUGAGUCCCUCUGGACUCAUCCUGAGGAACUCUGGCUCCCUCUGGUGGCCGUUCUGUCCCGAUGACGUCAGAGGCUGAGCCCAAGGAAUGACGUCACAGUUCAGGAACGUGAAACUGAUUGUUGAAUAAUGAGGAAAUCUGUAAAUAUUCAGAGUUUAUUGCUAUGGAAACAGUUUUCUAUAAAUGUAGGAGUGAAUUUGUGUACAGAUGGUUUCACUUUUGUUUACAUUGAAAUAAAAUAAAACUUUUGCUCCUUAAAA